This is a messenger RNA of Neopsephotus bourkii (Bourke's parrot), 632 nucleotides long. It is a transcript of the gene LIMD2, whose product is annotated as LIM domain containing 2. Gene Ontology annotation, cellular component: actin cytoskeleton; plasma membrane. Gene Ontology annotation, molecular function: actin filament binding. Gene Ontology annotation, biological process: actin filament bundle assembly. The record is from RefSeq and is a predicted model, not a curated record. The coding region runs from base 88 to 474 and encodes 128 amino acids. The transcript is spliced from 4 exons. NCBI's taxonomy places the organism in Eukaryota, Metazoa, Chordata, Aves, Psittaciformes, Psittacidae.
AGAGGCUUGUCCCGGGCAUCUCCGCAGGGAACGGCGCCCCACGGACACCAAGCUCAGGAUUAACCAGACGGAGGAGGGCAAGGAGCCAUGUUCCCGGCCACGGGACCCCCCAGCUCCCCCCCAGCUCAUGAGGCAAAGAACAGCUCAGGAGGCAGCACCGUGCAGCGCUCCAAGUCCUUCAGCCUGAAGGCACAAGUGAAGGAGAUGUGCACUGCCUGCCAGAAAACCGUGUACCCCAUGGAGCGGCUCGUGGCUGAUAAGUUUGUCUUCCACAACUCCUGCUUCUGCUGCAAGCACUGCCACACCAAGCUCAGCCUGGGCAGCUAUGCAGCGCUCCAUGGGGAAUUCUACUGCAAGCCCCACUUCCAGCAGCUCUUCAAGAGUAAAGGCAACUACGACGAGGGCUUCGGGCGCAAGCAGCACAAGGAGCUGUGGGUGCACAAGGAGGUGGAGAGUGGGACCAAGUCGGCGUGAGCGGGGCCGGCCCAGCCCUCCCUGGAGCACCGGCACGGUGCUGAGCCCGGCGCUAACUGAGCUGAUGUAAAGCAAAGGGGACCCAAGGGCCACGGGAGGUGAGGGUGGGAGGCAGCACAGCUCUCUCUGCAGGAUGUAUAGAGGGGUCCUCUAGGCCA